CCAGAUCUCGAUAAGGUUAACCUGCCAUGGUAGCUUAUUCACGACACAGACGCUUAUAGAUACUCGUCAUACGAGUUGGCAACAUGAUUGUUUACAUGUUGGCCAUCCUUCAUCGUGGAAAAGGAAGGGGGCAGAUGAUCACGAAAAAAAAAUACCGGAUGCAUCGCGUAUCAUAACGAAUGGUUAACUGUGAUUGGACCGUAUUACACGCAUUCGUAUGUGAUCUGGCAUGCAUGUGGCUCAACAACAGGUCAUAAUUCAUUCAAGAAAUUCUCAUUUGAUAAUAAGCGAUAAAGAUUAGGGUUACUAAAGUUUACCUUUUCAAGCCCUUUGUCAAACCGUUCAAUAAAGUUACAGUUUCUGGCCCCAGUGAGUACAACCGUGGAGGGAAAUUCAAGGGCAGACUGGAGAUUCUAUUAUCAUUCCAAACUGUCGUCCAGGUUUUCCAUUGGUCUCCAUGCCAAAAUACGGUUGCAUCCGACGCAGCCGUUGGUUUGCCGCGUGGUAUAAAAAAAAAAGAAAAAUACGGAUGAUUUGGCUUCGUCUGAGUUGGGGUGCAUGUUUUUUGGGAUUUUUUUCCUAUUUGGGAGAGCUGCAUCGGAAAGUGAAGAGCCAGGCAUUUGAGUCACUUUGGAGUUUCAUCAUUGCAACAAUGGAUGUUUCCAUUUUACAGCUUGUUACACGAAAAGAUAAGCAACUCCUAUUCCCGAUGAUCGCGUUUUACAGUAAUUCUUUGUUUAAGCUUGGGAGUGUGCAACUUGCCAAAACCCAUUCAAGCAUCAAGAUCCGUCCUGCUUUAGGAAAUUCGGUGUGGCGUUCCCUUUUUACUCAGUGGGAAAAAAAGGGGGCAAGAAACAGGGCGGAAAAAAAAAGAGUCAUUUCAAAAAAAUAAAAACGCACAUUUCGCAUCAGUGUUCCGGUACAACAUCCCCAAAUAGGCAUAUUUCCAUUUUUGUUCAGAUCUACUCGGCAACCGCAUUUGGUAGUUUAAUAAAAUAGGAUAGAUGUACCACUACAGCUUGUGUUCAACGUUGCUUGCCACAUACAUUGGGGUAAUUAUUUUUUUUUUGCGAGCAAAAAAAAAAAAAAAAAGAAAAAAA
Radiomyces spectabilis is the source of this 1100-nucleotide messenger RNA. RefSeq lists its product as uncharacterized. The record is from RefSeq and is a predicted model, not a curated record. The coding region runs from base 458 to 892 and encodes 144 amino acids. NCBI's taxonomy places the organism in Eukaryota, Fungi, Mucoromycota, Mucoromycetes, Mucorales, Radiomycetaceae. The transcript has a single exon.